Messenger RNA from Protomyces lactucae-debilis, 1101 nucleotides. RefSeq names its product 3,4-dihydroxy-2-butanone 4-phosphate synthase. The coding region runs from base 103 to 720 and encodes 205 amino acids. Gene Ontology annotation, molecular function: 3,4-dihydroxy-2-butanone-4-phosphate synthase activity. Gene Ontology annotation, cellular component: mitochondrial intermembrane space; cytosol. Gene Ontology annotation, biological process: aerobic respiration; riboflavin biosynthetic process. The transcript is spliced from 2 exons. Lineage: Eukaryota; Fungi; Ascomycota; Taphrinomycetes; Taphrinales; Protomycetaceae. The record is from RefSeq and is a predicted model, not a curated record.
CUUAUUGCGAGUUCGAGACGAGCUGAAGCGAUAACUGCAACCUGAGAAGCGGAGGUUAUCGAGGCUAUAGAGCAGGUAAUUCAGCUCCUAGCACCAGAGAAGAUGCCCAUCUCAGACAUACCCACCGCUCUCGAGGCGUUUAAGCGUGGUGAAUUCCUUAUUGUUAUUGAUAAUCCAUCGAGAGAGAACGAAGGCGAUCUCAUCAUCUCUGCUGCGCAUCUGACUCCGAGCAAGAUGGCCUUCAUGAUACGCUAUACCUCGGGCCUCAUAUGUGUACCCAUGUCGGCGGAGAGAUUACUGGAACUUGGUCUACCCGACAUGGUAGAACGCAACGAGGAAAGCUUGCGAACAGCAUAUACUAUCUCUUGCGAUGCACGUCAAGGCGUGACAACAGGCAUCAGCGCGGGAGACCGCGCGAGGACGUGCAAUCUUCUCGCCGGCAAAGAUACGGCGGCCGCAGACCUAGUACGGCCUGGCCAUAUUUUCCCACUGCGCGCAAGAGAAGGUGGAGUCUUGACUCGAGAUGGACAUACAGAGGCAGCAGUAGACCUCUGUCGGCUGACUGGUUUAACAGAAUGUGCUGCCAUUUCGGAGAUUAUCAGGGACGCAGAUGGAGAGAUGGCGCGUACAGAUGAGUUGCUCACCAGAGGGCAGAAUUGGGGCAUUCAAGUCAUCACAAUCGAGGAUCUGAAGCAAUACCGGCUCGACAACAAGAUAUAAAGGAGAAUGUUUAAAAAGCAUAGCGGCGUUAUAUGGAGGCAUUCAUGCAAGAAAUCAGAGCUUCCGUUGAAGGGCCCUGAUGUGCGGAUCAAUCAUGCGCUCGAUGUACUUGCCAACUUGGUCCACUUCGACAUUGACGACCUCCCCAACUUGCUUGAAGCCUAAAGUGAUCUUCGCCUGGGUAUAUGCGAUGAGCAUCACACUCCAUGUCUCAUAGUCAACAUGCGUAACAGUCAAAGAUGCGCCAUCUAGGCAGAUGUAGCCCUUCUCAAUCACAUAUUUGAGAAUAGUCGGGUCUCGGGGUUUGAAUGUAAGAGCGAUCGCCUCGCCAUCCGCUUUGCGCUCGGUAAUGACGGCCGUCGUAUCCACAUGGCCUUGUAC